Molecule: messenger RNA, 741 nt
Organism: Sphaerulina musiva SO2202
Lineage: Eukaryota; Fungi; Ascomycota; Dothideomycetes; Mycosphaerellales; Mycosphaerellaceae
Exons: 2
Coding region: 1-741 (246 amino acids)
Biological process (GO): positive regulation of DNA-templated transcription, elongation; positive regulation of transcription by RNA polymerase I
Cellular component (GO): CTDK-1 complex
Source: RefSeq, a predicted model, not a curated record
AUGGCCGACCCGUUCGAAGUGCGCAUGCGCUUCACAUCUCAACUCCAACACCUCUCCGCGUCGUCCUCGUCGGCCACCAAAGCGGCCAACUACGCGUUGCGACACAGCGAAUACGCCGACGAUCUGCACUCGUGCAUCCUCGAACAGCUCGAGCGUAACAACAUGAACCUUCGCGCCAACAUCAUGUACUUCCUCCCGGCUCUGUGCGAUGCCGCGAAACAUGGACUGGCGAAUGGCGGGCUUGCAACAGAGGCAGGCGUGUAUGUGAGAAUGGUGGAGCGGGACAUACUCCGUAUCAUUGACCUCGUGGCACCCGACGAUGGCAGCGGCGCGGCCAAUGUGAAAGUGGUGAGGAAGGUACUGCAGGCGCUGAUGGGCAGAGGCGUCCUCCAGAGUCAAACCGUGCGCGAGCUUGAAGAGAUGAUGCAAGGGAGGGACAACCUUCCAGGCGCAUCCAUCAGGAGCACGCCUCAGAGCACGGCACAUCCUAGUUUUGGGCACCAUGGAGUACGACUAGACAAGAGGCAGAUUGAGCAGCGGAUAGAGGAAGAUCGAGAGCGGCAUAAGAGGGCGCGAGAGAAUAUAUGGGCGGUGCCGCAGCAGCGAGGCGGUGAUAUGGCGACAGACAAGGAGUUUGAGAAUGUAUGGGACAGCGGGAGCGAUGUGGACAGCGAUGACUAUCGAAUGGCUGAGGAAGAGGCGGACGAAAGGAGGAGGCAUUUGGAGUACGACGAUUAUUGA